AUGAGUGUUAAUGCAUACUUAUAUUACGAAAAUAGAUCUGUUUCUUCUCCUAAUGAUUUUAAUCGAUUUGAGGGUAACUACUACCAAGUUUGGGACGAAUAUUUCUGGAUGACCCCUGAAAAAGGACAGCUACUGACCCCUGCUGACAUUUGCUGGGAGCAAAAGACUCAUGUACCAACAUUUGGAGGCCGAGAAUUUCCAGGAUAUCACAUGAAACAUAUGGGACUAUUGCCUACCCACAAAUGUAAGACUGUAAUGGAUGUAACGUUUAUUGUCAACAAGUCUGUUAUUUGGCCAGGGACAGAUUGGGAAAAUAGCCCUGGUAUAAGAUGGGUAACCCCAAAUAACACUCGAUGGAUUUGUGGAUACAACCUUUGGCCCUGGCUCCCUGUAGGAUGGGUGGGGAGAUGUACCCUAGGGUUUGUGUUUGCCCCUGGGAGAAUUCAUAAGCAAAAAAUUAGUCAACCUGUUAAUUUACCUUAUGUUAAAGCCCGGUGGUCACGCUCUGUUUUUCAUUGGUAUGAUUAUUUAGCCUCAAUUUUUGUGCCCUCUUUAGGAGCCACUGAUAUUAUGCUCAGGGUAGAGGCUUUGAACAAUUUUACAAAACAAGCUUUGACAGAUACUAGAAGAGCUUUAGAGGCUCUUAAUGAAGAACAAAAACAGAUGAGAAAAGCCGUUCUACAAAAUCGUAUGGCUCUGGAUAUUCUAACAGCCUCUCAAGGGGGAACAUGUGCCUUAAUAAAAAUGGAGUGUUGUGUAUAUAUUCCUGAUUAUUCCUCAAAUGUUUCUGAUGCUUUAGAAGAUAUGAAACAACAAGUAGCCGCUAUGGAUUUUUCUGACUCCAGCAUUUGGAGUCAGAUAUCUGCCUGGUUUCAUAGUGGUUGGUGGAAAUCUAUAAUUUUCAUCAUUAUAUGCAUAUUGUUAUUGCUGUGUUUUGGCCCUUGCAUUUGUCAAUGCUUAUCUGAGAUGAUAAAUAAAAGAUUGCUGAUGUUUUCCCGUUUGCAAACGCGGCCAUUUCCUUCGAGGGAGAUAUAAUGGCCAUUAGUCAAAAGAAAAGGGGGAGAUGCGGGGAGCCGGCCUGACUGCUCAGGCCCCUUCUCGGCCCUGAGAGAGAUCAAAAGGUCCCUCUCUGUCCCGCCACCCCUGAUUUGUUAAAGUGCAAAUUGGCCUUU
Messenger RNA from Cervus elaphus (red deer), 1172 nucleotides. Its product is annotated as endogenous retrovirus group PABLB member 1 Env polyprotein-like. Lineage: Eukaryota; Metazoa; Chordata; Mammalia; Artiodactyla; Cervidae. Bases 1 to 1035 code for a protein of 344 amino acids. The transcript has a single exon. The record is from RefSeq and is a predicted model, not a curated record.